Maudiozyma saulgeensis is the source of this 3546-nucleotide messenger RNA. NCBI's taxonomy places the organism in Eukaryota, Fungi, Ascomycota, Saccharomycetes, Saccharomycetales, Saccharomycetaceae. The record is from the annotation of a GenBank genome assembly.
AUGUCGCAAAUAAUGUAUCCGGAUGAGUUAGUCUCAAAGUUAUUUGAGGAGAUUGCGUACAAUAAAGGUGAGAUAAAAUUAGGUCAGCUUUGGGAUAUCUCUAAAACUCUGGUUAAUGUGAACGAUGACUCAAUGAAAAGUUUUGUAUUUGCGUUACUCACUUCUAAUCCUGACAUUGUUUUAUAUAAAAAUAAGAAAGAAGUUGAAAAGAUGCCAUUCAGUAGUUUGAAAGAAAACGAGGAUAAGAUUAGCAUAGGUAUCAGUGAAGAUAAACUGUGGCUUAUAUUGACAGGCUAUAAUAAGAAAGAAAGUACAAUUGGUAAUUUCGCGUUUGAAUUGCUUUUAGAGGUUGCGAAACACAAAGAAAAUGGUAUCAAUACCAUGUUAUUAGCAAAGAAUACCAAACAGGACUCGAGAAGUACAACGGGUCGAUUAAAGAAAUUGGCUCAUUUAAUUACUACCAAACAGUUAAUAUACCAAGGUCAUUUAGUUAAGCAAGUAACCUUAAAAAAAUUUCAAAAAGAGGAACCUGAGAUUAAGGAAUACAUUAAUAUGAAGAAUCAUCUUGGUACUAUUGUCAAUAUCGUCAAGAAUUCCAAGAAUGGUAUCCGUCAGACAACAGAUUUAAAAAGAGAGUUGAAAUUUGAUAAAGAAAAAAGACUUUCCAAGAGAUUCAUCAGUGCUAUUACCUUUCUGGAUGAGAAAGGAUAUCUCCAAAAAAUUAUGAUUAUAUCCCCUAAUAAUCCAAACAUUAAAGUCAAAUGUGUUAAAUAUAUUAAAGAUUUUUCAGAGGAAAAUAAAGCAAACUCAUACCUUGACAUGAACGAUAGUUCAGAAGAUGAUGAAGAUGCGGAAGAUGGCGUCGAAGAUAGCAAUAACACGAGACAAGAAGAAGAAGAAGAAGAGGAAGAAAUCAAUAAUCUAGAUUAUAUCAAUCCUUCAUCCAUAUUGCAAGAUAAGGGAUUAAUUAUGGAAGAUAAAGGCCAAACAAAUAGGCAGGAGUUACUUCUCAACAGAUUUUACCCUCUUCAGAAUCAAACGUAUGAUCUAGCUGCCCAAACCGAGACGGAUGGAAUGCCAACCAUGAAAGCUACGAAUUUGCUAGUUGGAAAAGAUUUUCAAAGAUCCUUUGCUAAGGGUCUAGAGUACUAUGCCCAAAUGGUAGGUAAAAAGAAAUUAGGUAGUUCUGGUCUAAACCUUGUGAAGAUAUACGAUUUUGAAGGGAAAAAGAAGUUUUACAGACUGUUUACAGAAGAAAAUUUCCAAAAAAUGACGGAUCCGACAAAGCCCUAUGUCCCAGCAAAAAUUCCUCCUAUGAAAGUUCAGAAACUUUCUUUAGAUAAAUUGAAUAAGAAAAAUUUCGUUCUAUUAAGCAAUACCCUUAGAUACGGUGUGAAUACAGCGGGUGACGAAGUUUUCUUUUGGCAUGGCUCUGAUACUAGCUCAUUAACAGCAAAGGAUAUAAAAAAAAUACCAAAGAGUAAAAAGUUGAAACGAGAAAGUAAGGAUGACCUCACUGAAGCUGACAUACCGAAACUUAAGAAAAUCAAACAAGCUGUAGUAGAAGAAGCAUUAGUAAAUAAUGAUGAUAACGAUGUUACACCUUUGGUUGAGUUAACUAGGCCAGAAGAAAUGCCAAUCACUGAAAGGCGUACAUUGAAUGUAGAUGGGUUUUUUGCAACCUCACUAAAAUCAUUGCAAAGACAACGGACUCUUCUUGAUAUUGUAAGUAAGAUGGGGGGUGUGGCAUACCUUAAAGAAUCACUCUAUGAUGAUCUUUCAAAGGCUCUCGGUUCGAACACGAUGGUAGACAAAAAAACAGCUCGUUCUGAUGUCGAUAGAAUGGUGAAAAGUGGUAAACUGCUAGUCUAUCAUAUUCCAGAUUCAAAAAAGAAAUUGAUACACAUACCUGGAAUGACAGAAAGUGACCUAGAAUUAUAUAUGGACAAAGAAAAGAAUAAGAAAAAGUAUGUUUACUCUUCCACUUUGCAUACAAGUGAUCUUUACUUUUUUGAUCAAAUAGCCAAAGAGAGGUUCAAUAGACGUGAAAAGUCUGUUCAGCGCUUACGUGACUUCCAAAAUAGAAAUAAAUCAGACACUUUAGCUGGAGAUUCAAAUAAAUAUAGAAGACCUCGCAAACCUAGGGCCUCCAAAGCAACGGAAGCUGCAGGGCAUGCUAAAAAGAGACGUGGAUCAUUAUUUACUGCUAUAUCUGAGGAUAAAAAUAGUUCUACAAGGAAAAAGAAAAGUGUGGUUAAAAAGCUUGCCUUUCAUGUUGGCAAGAAAUCUGGCCUAGAGGCUUUAAUUAUGGCCGUUGUUAUUACAAAAAGUAUUUCGAAUGAGAUCCAGUGGGAUAAAAUUAGUUUGCUGUUCCCUAAGAAUUCAUUAGAGAAUCUAAAAAAAAAAUGGACUACAAGAAGAGUUAAAAUGGGGCAUAAUGGCUGGAAAGCGUAUGUUGAUAAAUGGCAGAGAAUUCUUGUUCAAGCUAUCAAGAAUGAAUAUGUCUCUCUACAGGACGCAGAGAGUGUAAAUCUCCCCGUUCUUAUUCCUCUAUGGAUAACUUUUGAAGAGAACAGGAAAAAUACAUCUGUUUCUCUUUUCAAGGACUAUGACACAAAUAUUAAAAGGUACACUUUUGUAAAAGAUCCACCACAGCAUUUUUCGCAAGCUGGUAUGAUGAUGUCGUCAAUGGUUCAAAGAGAAACCUCUUUACUAAAAAGCACAUAUGUGUACAGCUUAGACAAUGCGAAUAAAGACGAAGAGCAAAAGAAAGAUCAAGAAGACAACAUUAAGACUGUUAUAAGGUCCAUUCUUAUGGACAGAACGGAAACAGGAAAAGAUGAAAUAGAAAUAUUGAAAAAUGUUUCAAAGGAGGAGUUGGACCGUAUUGUGCUUGAUUUGGCGAAAUCUAAACAACUUAUUUUACGUGGUCCAAAACUUGAAGCAUCUUCUUUAGUUGUAGAAAUGUUAGAGAAUAAAGGUCCCUAUGCUCAAUUUUCUGAAGCAGCAGAAUACAAUAAGAGAAUCGAAAAUAUGUUAUCAUCCGGAAACGGUCUCAUCAUUAGUCAAGAGAUUAAUGAUAUUGCGGCAUGGCAGUUAAUAGAUUUAAUUGAGAGAAGAAAUGUGUCACUUCAAGUUAUCCCAGUCGAAAGAGAUAUUGGAAAUUUCCAUUAUACCACAAGGAAAUUUGAAAUUGAAACACUGACUCCUCCUAUAAUCUGUUUAAUGGAGAAUGAUAGCAAGCAACUGUUUAGUUCUUCGCCUCAAGUACCAGUUCCGCUUGGAGCAGCGUAUUCUAGACUCUGGAUAAAUUCGAAUGGUGGACUGCGUGAGAAUAUUUGGAAGCAUCUUGUUGCGUUUGUCACGACUGAAAUUUUAUUUAGUCCAGGCAUAAUGAUAGAACAGCUAGAGACGUUAAGCUAUCACUUAGUCUCUAAGAAAGAAUUAUCUGAUAUUUGCAAUUGGCUGAUAAAAAAAGGUCUAAUCGAAAGUCUGCCGUUCGAUGGGUUUAAGGCAACGUAUAAAUGGUAUAAGUUAUUAGCAUGA